AUGGCCAACUAUGGGCUAAAAUUACUAACAAAAGAACGUAUAUAUUAUAUUAAGACCUCAAGAAGACAACAAAAGACUAUCAAGACAUUAACUGUGGAUGUCUCCUCCCCAACUGAAAAUGGUGUCUUUGAUCCAGCUUCGUAUGCUAAAUUUUUAAUUGAUCAUAUUAAGGUGGAUGGAACCAUUGGUAAUUUGGGCAAUGCAAUCACUGUUGAGGAAGAUGGUUCUAUAGUGACUAUUGUCUCUACAACUAAAUUUUCUGGUAAAUAUUUGAAAUAUUUAACUAAGAAAUAUUUGAAGAAGAAUCAAUUGAGAGAUUGGAUUAGAUUCAUUUCUAUUAAGAAGAAUAAUUAUAAAUUGUCCUUCUACCAAGUCACUCCUGAAGAAGAUGCUGAUGAGGAGGAGGAUGCUGAAUGA
Molecule: messenger RNA, 417 nt
Organism: Naumovozyma dairenensis CBS 421
Lineage: Eukaryota; Fungi; Ascomycota; Saccharomycetes; Saccharomycetales; Saccharomycetaceae
Gene: RPL22B
Product: 60S ribosomal protein eL22
Exons: 1
Coding region: 1-417 (138 amino acids)
Biological process (GO): cytoplasmic translation
Cellular component (GO): ribosome
Molecular function (GO): structural constituent of ribosome; RNA binding
Source: RefSeq, a predicted model, not a curated record